Molecule: messenger RNA, 1937 nt
Organism: Helianthus annuus (common sunflower)
Lineage: Eukaryota; Viridiplantae; Streptophyta; Magnoliopsida; Asterales; Asteraceae
Product: fasciclin-like arabinogalactan protein 17
Exons: 4
Coding region: 154-1512 (452 amino acids)
Source: RefSeq, a predicted model, not a curated record
ACACACACACACCCACACAACCACCGACGGUUUUGUUACAUUUUUUAACCACAACAACCACCGUACAAGUCAACAUCUCUAACAAAUAUAUAAAAACACACAUCUCGAUUACCCAAAAAUCUCGACCCGCCAUAUUCGCCGACACUUCCCGUUAUGGCAUCCGCAAUAACUAAAUAUUUCAUCCUCUUCAUCUUGUUCACCACCACCGUCACCGUCGCCGUCGCCGCAAUCGGUGCCGCCGCUCAGAUCAACUCCAACUCAGUCUUGGUGGCACUACUGGACUCGCGCUACACUGAGUUGGCCGAGCUUGUAGAGAAGGCAUUAUUGUUGCAAACAUUGGAAGAUGCGGUGUCCGGACAAAACAUUACUAUUUUCGCUCCGCGAAAUGAAGCGUUGGAGCGUGAUCUGGACCCGGAGUUCAAGCGGUUCUUGUUAGAACCGCGGAAUCUCCAGGCUCUUCAGACGCUGAUUCUCCACCACAUCGUGCCAGCACGAGUUGGUGGAGAACAGUGGCCGAAUGAAACGACACCGCAUAACACGCUAUCUAACGAUGCGUUACAUAUUUCGAGUUUGGAAACCGUGAGGCUUGUUGGUACCGCGGAAGUUGUUCGUGCGGACGACGUCGUUCGCAAUGAUGGGAUUAUUCACGGGAUUGGUCGGUUAUUGAUUCCGAAAUCUGUACAACAGGAGUUUAAUGGUCGUCGGAGUUUACGUGCGAUUUCGGCGGUUAAACCGGAAGGAGCACCGGAGGUGGAUCCGAGAACGAACCGGUUGAAGAAACCGGUGCCCGUUCCGGUUGGUUCACCUCCGGUUCUUCCGAUUUACUCUGCUAUGGCGCCAGGACCGUCUCUUGCUCCGGCGCCAGCUCCAGGACCGGGUGGUCCACGUCAUCAUUUUGACGGUGAGAGCCAGGUCAAGGACUUCAUCCACACUCUUCUACAAUAUGGAGGGUACAAUGAAAUGGCGGACAUUUUGGUCAACUUGACUAAUUUGGCAACGGAGAUGGGGAAACUAGUAUCCGAAGGUUACGUACUAACGGUUCUGGCGCCAAACGACGAGGCGAUGGCGAAGCUGACAACUGAUCAGCUGGCAGAGCCAGGCGCGCCCGAGAAGAUCAUGUACUACCAUAUCGUACCAGAGUACCAAACCGAAGAGAGCAUGUACAAUGCGGUAAGAAGAUUCGGUAAGGUUCAAUACGACACGCUUCAUGUGCCGCAUAAGGUGGUGGCGCAAGAAGCGGACGGCUCCGUUAAAUUUGGUGACGGUGAAGAAACUGCGUAUUUAUUCGAUCCGGAUAUUUAUAUUGACGGAAGAAUAUCGGUUCAAGGGAUUGACGGCGUUUUGUUUCCGUCAUCGGUUGAGAUGAGUUCGCAGAUGACGGAGAGUGCAAAAACUGUUGCUUCUGUUAACACCGUUUCCAAACCUCGUAGAGGAAAGUUGCUAGAGGUGGCAUGUAGAAUGCUUGUUAGCUUUGGGCAAGAUUCAAGGUUCACCACAUGCCAUCAUACUUGAUCAUCCAAAACUUCAUAGCAAGAGAAGGGAUUGUUUAAACUUUAAAGAUAUAAAACCCCAAUGGUAGAUAAAUGUUUGCAAAAGAAGGAUGAUGGGUUUGGAAGGAUCCUCAAAGAUAUGGCUUUUGGAGUGUCAUUAGUGUCUUUUUUUCUUUUUGUAAUUGGGAGAAAGGUAAAGGGUAGAAACGUCAUUUAAAGUGGGAUCCGGUUGAGAUUUUUUGGAAAUAAGUAUAAGUCAGAAUAAUAUGAGGUGUGUAUUGCUGGCAUAAAGCGGUGGGGAGUUAUAUAUAGUGUGUUUGUACGUGUAGGUUGGUCAAAGAACAACCUACCACUUGGAGCUUUGAAAUUAUGACCACUAAAUCAUGCCCACAAAUUUAUUCUGAAUUAAAUUAAAUGAUACUAUUAAUAUACUACUAUUUCAUAUAA